This is a messenger RNA of Osmia lignaria (orchard mason bee), 8517 nucleotides long. RefSeq names its product ras-related protein Rab-37. NCBI's taxonomy places the organism in Eukaryota, Metazoa, Arthropoda, Insecta, Hymenoptera, Megachilidae. Gene Ontology annotation, molecular function: GTPase activity; GTP binding. The record is from RefSeq and is a predicted model, not a curated record.
AAUAAACGAUCGCAUCUGAUUAUGGUAUAUUUUAAUAAGUUAUCGUCUUGAGUGUCAGUAAAUAUGCUGGUCGCCCAAGAAGUUCCUUGUUUUAUUUAUAAUUACAUGGCGUCAAUUACAGAAGCAAUCAACGUGUUAACAGAUUAAUUAUCUGAUAUCGAAAGGUGAAAGCUUAAAUUUGAAAAUUAAUUAUUCUUAAUAAUAGGAUGUUAAUUAUAAUUAGAGCCUGAACGUGUCCGUUUUCACUUGGUCAUUUGUAUCGUUACAACUUGAAAUUCCAGUGUCCCUUUUUAUACAAUGUUUUAUUUAUCCAUGCAUAAAUUUGAUCGUUCAGGCGAAUAAAACAAGUUACACCGAGAGCAAAACAAAUUUUCAUUUCACGACACUGGUUCUCGGUUCGUUGACACCAAAUGCAUUUAUGCGAAACAUUAUAUAUGCGCGUUUUAAUUUUAUACCACUCACAGUUUCGCAAAGCUCCGCGCUGAUCGUUCAGAGAUUUCGAAUAUUCAGAGGUCGGAGAAUAGUGUAGAAUAUCGUGAAGUAUUGUUACUGGGAUUUGUUCGUAUUUAUUUUUGUUUGGUGAUAACGUGUUGAAAAUUGAAACGUGAAGUUUGGACUGUUCGCUGUUACAGUUUUUGGGAUUAUUUAACAGAGCUUUGUUAAAACAUCGAACAGACGCGUGGAGAACACUGCAAAUAACUCUGAAAUUCUAAAUCUACCCGUAUACCCAUAGGUUUUUGGGAAUUUUAUCUUUUAAAAAUCUCCAUUUUCAAUCCUUCGAAGGCACAACUAAAAACAUUAAUCUAAAAUUCUUUUGGGUAAUACACGUUUUGCUUUUACCUGAUUUUUAAUUCAGAAAUGAAGCAAUUACUCACGGCGAACUUUCUGUAGAAGCAAUUUCGUUAACGCUUUCCAAAGUUAGCGAAACUGUUGCAAACAUGUUUGUUUGCUGCAAGCGUUUACAUUAGAAAAGUAGGAUAAACCAGAAACGCAAAUGCGAACGCGCCGGCCGAUUGUCAACAGAUAAUUAACAAACUUUUAAUCAUUCCAGCAUCUUAUCGAUGUUAUCCUUCAGUCCAAGAUGUAGUAUGAUUCAACAGUAUUUUGAUACAAAGGACAAAAAUUUAAUUACUUGAUACAAUCACACAUUUGCUAAUCGAUACAGGAUCGCGUAUCAACACUACCACUUUCUUUCUUCAGUUUUUAAUUAUUCAAUGGCCAUCGUGAUAGCGAACGCGUUAAUUCAACCGCGAAUAAAAACGUGUCACCCUAGGCUCGCACCGUACCACAAAGGUAAUCCUCGUCGCGUCGAAAGAUGAAAAAAAUAUCAUCGACUUUCAUCCCCCUCGCAGGUAUCGACUCGAUCAACGAUGCAGGGAUCGCGAGCUCGAGGGCGUCAACUUCCGCGUGGCCCUUUUUUCCUCCCCAAGAUAAAAGAGCUUCGAUCUUGCUUCCGGCCGUUACACUGCUAAGGGUGAUAGAGCACAGGGGUGCAGGGUCGUUGACCUUGUUUUGCCACGUCCAUCGCGUCAACCCCCCUUUUAUAAAGAUAUUCUGUGUCGUGGGGGUUGCAUACGAGUCGUCCAUUUCUCAGACCAUCCAUUGAAAACCCGCCUCUUUUUUUUUGGCGAGCGAAGAACAGAUGGGGUUGAAACAGAUUUCACUCUACAUUUUCGAGCAAUUUUUUUCUUUAGAUUCUUAGCUUUCUCGGUUUAAGAGUCGAUUUACGAGUAUGCGGUUCGCGAGAAGGCGAGACGCGUCGGCGACGACCAUCCUCAACGAAAUUUGGAAUUCCAGGCGCCAGUGAAUCGAGGACACCGUACGUCCGGGGGUGAAUAACCGAAGGAGUGUGGAGUUUUCAUGGAAAAUAAGACACGGAAGAAGAGGGGGACAGAAAUGUCUACUAGAGAUCGCAACCCCCCUAGUUUACGAUUGACGCCUGGACGAUAAUACGACACCGGUUCCCGUGGGCGUCAGCGAAAAAUUUGUGAUUACUCGGACUGAAAUCGAGGCGAACAGUCGAUUCGGUUAAACGAGGGUAGUUUUCUUCGAAGACACGUUGCUUAGGGAUUGCCGGAAGCUAUGGUCAUCUCUCUUUUGUCGUAAAAGUAGGAUAUUCAAGUCAAGUGGUUUAAUUUUAUAUAUUACACUGUGAUUUGAAACUUCUAAGCUGACGAAAUAAGAACUUGGAAAUAUUUUCCUCUUCCUUUAACUCACAGCUAACAAGGUCUGUCCGGAGUGUCGGCGAUUUAGUCUGUGUUUUAUUAAUUAUCGAUCAGUAUAGGUAUUUUAUAUUAUAAAUUAAGAGAAUAUGAAAUAUAUGGGUAAUUAGAUUGUGGUAGAACGUCUCCUCGUUAAAUUAUGGGAAUGUCGUUUGGCUUGUCGAACAACUGACAAGCAGAGAUUUCGCCGAAACGUGACGUUCCCUCGAUGCGCGACAAUGGGUCGGUUUCGGGAUCUGCACACGGGAACAGGAUCAUAAUUCAAGGAUCUCAAAUGUCCUGACUGGCUUGCUGAGCAAUGGGCAAAAUUGGAAAAGAAUUUUAUCGACAAGAUCUGUUUAAACGAAUCUAUUUCAAGUUUGAUAUAUAACCUAGAUCUAGUAAUAAUCAAUGAAUUUGCUUCUGAUUGUUAUGGAAAUAUAAGAAGUUUCACUUUGACAAUUAUAAUUUCACCCUGGCGAUAGAAGAAAGAAUUUAUUAGAUCAACUUCAAACACGAGUGGUCUAAUAAAACCCUCUCAAAACAUAAGAUGUUUAACCUCGACGCAUCCUCUUUUAACCCGUUCUGUUCUUAACAAAGCAACAAGCGCGAAAGGAAAUUAAACGAAGCAAAGAAAAAAAAGAAUAAAUGAGAGCAAGUACACGAAGAAGCCCGGGCGAAUUUAAUCGAAUCUUCGAGCGAGUUUAAUUCACUUUUCGACAAUAAAUUCUCGUCCGGCGCAAUUUAAGCGAGAAGCUGCAAUUCGACCAGCUAAUUACUCCCGUCGACUACCAAUUCUCGUGACGAAAAUUGCCGGGCCUCGAUGAAUUUUUUUCUCCUCUGACCGAUAGGAAUUUACCAGCGAUGUCUGAACGUUAAUUCGCUUUUAUCUGCUUUCGCGCGUUCUGCCAUCUUCCCGCGCUCGCCGCCUCGGCUAAUUAACCCUUUACAAGAUCGCCACACGAGACUCCCGACGAUUACGUUCAACAAAUUCUUAUCCCCCUUCCCCAAAACUAGAACUGGUACCAGUUACCCAUGGCAUUCAACAAAUUAAAAAUUAAAACUAAGUGUAAUAGUAAUAGUAUUAAAAAUUAUAUCUUCCUUAUUUUCUUUCUUUGAUUAUACAAUUAUAUUUUUAAUUGCAAUACCAGUGAGCCCCACUCUCUUAAAUGAAGCUAUUCUGUUAGAAUUUUUACACCUGUUUGAAAAUUUAAUUUGCUCGAUCGAGUUUUGAACAACGGUAUCUUUCACGUAAUUAUGCAACUCAUAACAUUAUCGUUUGCGUUACAACGUGUUUACACAAUCUCGUAUAAAUAACAAAUGUUUCCUGCUACGCAAAUGGGGAAUGCAAAUAUUGAUUGUUGCUCUGGUAAUUUGCUUCCUUUUUUAAUGAUUCAGUAUAUCCGGUUUGUUUUGUUAGCAGAGCUUCCGCUUGCUUUUUUCGUGUACAAAAGAGAAUCGAUACUUCGAUUAAUCAAACGUUCAUUAAACAUUCUCGGUUUGUAUCAUCUGUGUUUUCAUAUUUCAUCCGAGAGGUAAAAUUCUACUUUAUAACCGGAGAUCACUGUUUAUUUAUAAAGAGAAAAUAAUUUAAUUGUUAAUUAAUAAACUGACACAAUUACCUGUCCGACAAAUUUUUAGAAAAUUAUUUUCUUUAAAUUACGUGAAAAUUAUUUCUAUUUAAAUGAAGUAAUUGUCGAUCGUUGAUUAAUUUUCUGACGAAUUUUGCACGCGUUUCAAAAUUGACUUCCUAUGCCAAAAAUAGUCACAGAAAAUAAGGCAUAAAGUAGUCUUGUGCCACUUGCCUUUCGCAUCGUUGCACACAUUCUCUCGUUCUUUUUUUCCACUUGCAAUGCGGUAUAUUUCUCGCUCGAAAGCCAUUUCACUUUUUAUUCAUGGAUAGAAAAAUUUUAGAAUCAUUCAUACUUGCCUCCAAUAAAGGAAAGACGAAAUCUAUUAAUAUUUAACAUACCUAAUUCAUUUAUAAAAAUUUCAAAAUAUUCAAUCAUCUGUAAAAUUUUCUUUCCGAGAGAUUUCACUUAAAAUAUUACGAACUUCGUUUGCCUAAUGUAAUAAAAAAUGCUGCCGACCAUGUUUGCUUUUACAGCUAAAAAAUAUCGACAAACAGGGAUUGCAACGAAACUCGCAGUUUCGUAGACUUUUUGUAUAAAUCGUAUUUGACGUGUCGUACAAACGUUACGCUAAAUAUUUAGCAACAAAUUCUUGUCAAACAGUAUCCCUAUAAAUUUGAAAUAUUUUAUCUACCUAUCGCUUUUAAUACUUUCAUGUUAACGAAUAAUCCACUGCAACAUGCAUAUUUCAUACAUACAUGUUAAAAUUAUUGCAAUUCGAUAAGAAGCAUAUUUUCAACCCAUAUUUUCAAAACGAGAUCAAAGGAUUCACGGUGAAAGAGGAGAUUCAACGAAAGACUGAAUAUGUACAAAGGAAAGAUGAAAUAACCUUUUAUAAUAAUUGAACGUUUACUGGUGUAUAGAUAGUUUCCAUCCGGACACCCUUAAUGUUUCACGCUUAUUUGCUCUUCUUUUUCCGUAUCGCGAUUUUGCGGGAUUUCUUGGAGCGUACGAACCGUAUGAAGCGAGGAAACGAGCGAACAUUCUGCAUUUCCGUUCCACUGGACGACUGUUCGACAGAAAUUUAGCGACGAAUAUUUCCUGGAAUAUUUUUCUAUUUGCGAAACAUCUCGUUCACGACGUUAAUAUCGCGACUAUCUUUCGCGAAUAAAAUUUCGUCGAAAAAUACAAAAUAGAACACCAAGAUGUUAUCAUUUUAUCAAGAAAUAUUAAUUGUAAAAUAGACAAUAUUUCUAUUUUUGUAUUUUACGAUUUCAUUCAUGGAUGCUACAUAAGAAUUAAUAAAAAAAAUUGGUGCUUAAUCUCACAGUCGCUAACAAGUAGAGUUCCAAUUGCGACCCCAAUUCCUAGCAAACCUCCCCCGUUAACAACCUUCAAACCUCGCAAAUUACCACCCCAUCCGUCGAAUCAAGUGCUUCGAUUACUCUCAUUGACGUCCAAACAGCGAACAGGACCAGCCACUUUUGGCCCUAUGUUUCGCUUUCCCAAACAAUGUCCCCAAGGGGUGAUCUUCGUCCCCCAGUGUAUUAUGAAUUUUAAUCGCGUCGAAGGGAACGUUCCUUAUAAAGAAUUCACACUUGAAAAUAUAUUUCACUAAAAAUUUGUAAUCUUCCAGCGUGUUAAUAUAAAGGGUACCCUUGUUAGAAGGACAAGGAUAAAAAGAAGAAAGAAAAGAUGGAAAAAAAAAGGACAAACAAGGGUUGUGCGUUAAUACGCGUCGUUCUGCGAGCAACAUAUUUUCCAAGCCGAUACGUUUUCCCUCACCCUUUUUGAAACGCGCAGGCCACCCUAUGCGCCAUCCCUUCUCUCUUUCUCGUACUCUCUCUUGUUACCACCGGUUUCCCUCUCUUCCACGGCUUCCUACCUCCUCGUUGCCUCUGGAAAUAGUCGCCACAAAGCGAUUCCCGGUGCUUCGUGUCCGAGCCGAUUAUCAAGCCCGCUUCUUUCGUCUGUUCGUCCGCGCCGCGUUAUCGCGACACGUGCUUCGAGUACGCGCACGGUCAACUCCCGUCGACCGAUAGUUUUUCCACGCUUUUCCGACUAGUGUUUCGGUGUUUCUGUGAACGAAACGUGGUCGUUCGCGACCCAUUUGCACAUUCAAAUGGAGCUCAUUUUAAUUAAACAGAGUUAACGAGUUUUCGAAUAUAAAAGGAUGCGAGGGUUGUAAAAUUCAGUUGUGAAUUUCGCUGCUGUUAACAAAGAGGGUGGACAAGUGAAAAUUAAAUUGUGAGAUAAAAAUGGGAUUGCCAUAAUGAAUUUCUGCAUUUUCUUUGAUCAAGCGAAAUGGUGUGAUCCCUAAACCGCAUCACUGCGAAGCCUGUUGAAAAUCGAGGCACUCGUGUCUGAAACGCACCGAUCCUCGAGUGCUCGCAGUUUCGAGCUCGCCGAGCGUACUUUCACUCGGUGCCCGUUGAUCGGUCGAAGAAGCGGGCGAAGCGGAAGGCAGAAGAGGCGCAAAGUGAAACGCUGACACUCCCCGUCCCUCUGUUCCUCUUACCACGAGUUGAUUGACCUCGAGCAAAGGCAGCAGGAGGUGGCCAGGUCGAUCGCGUCAGGAGAAACAGAAGGAGCGGGACAACGUCGAGGACGACGAGCGCGACGAGGAGUGGCCGAGAAGAAGAAGAGCAAAUUGGUGCUCCCGGUAGCAGGGGCCCAUGAAUAGCGUGGAGGAGAAGUUGCGUAGCGUGACGAAGCGCGGGAGCAAACGCGGCCCGCGUGGAACCGGGCCAGCUGCAUCUGAUUGGUCGACAGGGGCCCGUUCCUCUAGUGGGGCUAGGGUACCUGCCCCGACUGCCCCUUCUACGGCUCAAGCGAGCAGCUCCGCUUUCAACAGGCCCCAGGAGUCGAUGGGACCUACCAGGCGGCAGUCCUCGCGGGACAGCAUCGACUCGACGGGCCAACAGGCCCCACCCGAACACGGCGAGCUCCUUUUCAAGGUGAUGCUACUUGGCGACAGUGGCGUCGGAAAAACCUGUCUUCUAACGCGAUUCAGAGACGGUCGCUUCCUGUCCGGCAACUACAUAACCACCGUUGGCAUUGAUUUUAGGAAUAAAGUGGUCGUAGUCGACGAUACGUCUAUCAAGCUUCAAAUAUGGGACACGGCCGGCCAAGAGAGAUUUCGUAGUGUAACACACGCUUAUUACAGAGAUGCUCAUGCUCUUCUAUUGCUUUACGACGUGACGAACAAGACGAGCUACGACAACAUCAGGGCUUGGCUUAGCGAAAUACGAGAACACGCGAACGAAGACGUGGUCAUCAUGCUGUUGGGUAAUAAAUCCGACUGCGGAACGGAACGAGUCGUGAAGAGGGAAGACGGUGAGCGGUUGGCGCAAGAGUACAAAGUCCCCUUUAUGGAAACUUCUGCUAAAACCGGCCUGAACGUUGAAUUGGCCUUCUUGGCUGUCGCCAGAGAGCUGAAGGCUAGGAAGAGUAGCGAUCCCGACGAUACGAAAUUCAACGUCCAGGACUACGUUCGUCAACAAUCUCAACGAAAUUCUUGCUUCAACUCCAAUUGCCUGACGACCUGAAUUGCGAAAUAAUUCCAUGCGCAUGCUUCUCUACGAUAGAUAGGGAGAAUGGUGGAACACGAACCGGAACUCGUUGGCCGUGAAAAAAGGCGCCAAAUCAUAGGCGUUCGAAAGUUCGUAUUUGUCCCGGAAACAUUGACCAAAAGUUCAAUUUUUCCAACAAGCACAAUUGUUUUACAAAAAUUUCUAUCUAAACGACAAGUUAUUUAGACAAUAGAAGCAGAAUUGAUUUGAAAUUUUCAUUAGAAAAGUUUGUUCCACCGGAAACGUACAAUUACCCUUUUUCGAAGCACAAAUAAACCCGCGGGAAGGGGAUCAAUAUUUUUGAAAGGAACCGAUAUGAAACUGUUGUUAAUGAUACGUGUAUAGAAAUAUAGAAAUAUUUAUCGAUGGUUAAUUCUGUACUGUACAUUAAUGUGAAUAGCAUGAUGCAGGGGAGGCUACCCUCAAUAUGAUAUAGAGUUUAGGAAAUAUCUCAAUGGUUCUAACUUGUGCAUUGUACACCUUGUUACACUGUUAGAAAAAAAGAAAAUAUAUCACGCGAAAGCUCAUCGUGUACCAAGUAGAUCGAUGGUUUUAGAACAAAUCAUCGCGUAGAAGAGCUUUCCAACAAUAUUCCAUAGCUGCCAUAUACAUAUACGUAUACACAGACACGUUGCAGAGUACACUCAAUAAUUUUUGGUUAAAAAUUGUUUUCUCGUAGUUUUUGAAUCACAGCUAACAAUAAGUGUACUCAGAAUCGUAUAAAUUAUAAUCGUAAUAAUCGUUACUUCAUUUCGUUUCAAACAAAAUUCGUAUGAACGUAAUCGUGUAAUGGCUGCCAUGGUCACGUGACCAUACCUCGUUUUCUAUGCAGCGGUCCCACGCAAUGCAAUACUUUCGAAUGAUUUGAUUCGCAUUUCAAAGUCCCCAAUUUUGCAUAUUGUAUUACUUUUAUAAAGUUACGAUGACAACUUGCUGCGAAUUUUCAAAAUUGAGGAACAUUGAUCGUUUAAUUUCGUAACAAUUUCAAAAUUGCAACCGGCAACGAUUUGUGACAACAAUAAAGAAGCCGGAACGGAAUGUAACCGUACAGGUUAUCAGUUGUAUAUGUACAAUUUAUCUUAUUUAAACAUGUACAAACGAUAAAACAAUUAUAUGUCAAGUGUAUAGCAAAAGAUAUACAUAGAAAAUAAACAAUCACACGACCAAGCAUAA